AUGGAUUCGGAAAUCCCCGUUGAGAGGGUACAUAUUGGUCGAUGUAGAUGAAAUUCAGUUUUAUUUGCAUGGCGCUUACGGUACAGAACAGAUGUUUUCUGGGUUAUUUUUAAGAUUGAUUAAAAAAACAUUUACAGGAAACUCUAAAUUACUACAAAUAUCACGUAUAUGAGAACAAAACUAAACCGAGAUGGAAGAAUGACUUUCAUUGAACAAAAGUGGCAACGGUUCAGAUUAACCUUAAAAACUCUAAAUAUUUUUAAACAAAUAUGUUCCUUCUUCUAACAGUUUUGUGACAGUUUUAUUCGUCGAAAAUUAACAUAUUUCAUUUUUUUUGUUUAAAUUUUGUAUAAAUUCGCUUAAAACUUCCUGUCAUCUUUCUGGCAACAACGAAGAAAUACGGCUAUAUACAAACGGUUGAUUUUCUCCCGAUGUCGAUGUUACAAAGAAUUGUGUUUAACUAAUGUUCUGGAAAAUUCACUCUUAAAAUGACUACUUGAUAGAUGAGCUUUCAAUAAUCCAUUCAUUUUCAUUCCAGCCAUUGACAAUUCAAACAGAAAGCAUUGUUAACAGUUUUAUACAACAAUUGCAUAGUGAUGGUUAACCAAACUAUGGACAUUAUUUUAUUUUUAGUUUUUCAAUUGAUACAAAUAUUUUUGCGGCUUUUGGAUCGCGUGAGAGUGACAUUUAACGAAGCUUCAACACAGACAUAACAUUACUUUAUUCAUGAAUGAGUUUGGAGAUGACAUUCAUCCAAUUGAGGAUCCCAGACAUGAUACGCCUACACUUAGUUGAACUUGGCAGCUUGAGGUUAAACCUCAUCCAAUACGAAAAAAGCAUUUUAAUUUUGCAAAACCCGAUAUAAAACCCUUCUACUGUUUUUUCAACUUUUAGCGGGAAAGAACGCCUUAAAAUCAAUGAGGUUGCCGGCCAAGUUAGAAAGUGAUUGGUCGAAAACUAACGGAGAUAUAGUUCCGCACAUGCACAGUCGCGGAAUUUUACAGACGAUUGUAUGGUGAUGGGGGGUGGGGGCAGGUUCGUGCCCCCCCCCCCCCCCCCCCCAAACCACCACCGUACAAACGUUCGUAACAUUUCGCGGUUUUUUGAAACAAUUUAUUCGCUCUGUUUGGACACUUGAAACCUUGGUAUUAAGUUGUCUUAUUUUCACAAGUUGAAAAAAACCGUAACGUAACUGGCCAAAUAAGGACUCUCUACCUAAUCCAUACAUUUUAUGUGGGGUUUACUGAGAGGAUUCGCCCAAGCGGAAAUUGUUCUCGAUGCCUAACGGACUGCUUACCAAAUAAUUAAGUGUUCCGAACCCGCAAUUACUCAGUCCACUUAGCUAAGAAAACUAAGGCGGCUUUAAAUUAAUAUAAUUGUUGACGGCAACAUCAGAUGCAAGAAGUUUAGGUAAAAUGUGAACCGACUUCAAAGCAGCGGAAACAAAAUGUUGAAAUUUAAUUCCAGUCGAAAGAAGCGUAGACAAAAUACUCCAAACAGGUUUUACAAAUAGAACUGAAAAGAAACGAGUAGAAAUAUUAAAAACUGCGAUCGCCAGCCGGAGUCCGUGAAAUUUUGAAUAGGACAAGAAACAGCCGUUCAAACUAACUGAAACAGUUAAAUUCAGCAUGUUAUCUAUCGCACACAACGGUACACUGUACUUGAAUUAUUAACUCACUAACCUUGCUAGUACUCUGACUGUUGCCACUACAAAUGGAUGUUAAGAACUUACAAAUGCAGAUUUUUCGAAUUGCAUCUACCAGUUGAAAGAUUAAAAAUUGUGAUGAGGCCAGAUAGACGUGGAAAUGAACUGACCUGACCUACGUUGCUAAGUAAUGUUCAGUUCGCGCGUGUUCUGAUGUUAAUUAUUUAAAAGUGCACUGAUGACUUUUAGGGGCGCACUUAACAGCACAAAGCGUUGCACGGUGAAAGAUGUUUUCCUGUAAUCCCUGAAUGAGCAGUCCCCCUUAUGAACAAAGGCAGGGACAAUUUUCUCGUAAAUAUUAGUACAUUGAAUUGUUGCCUGCAAGAAGGAAAGUUGAUUGCUCGACUGAAAUUAAAGACGCUAAAUUCAAGCUGUUAUGUUUUUUCCCUUUUUAGGUGAUUGUCACAAUACAGAGCAUGGGGUGCGGAUCGUCUGUGAAGUUUAAAGAGAAAAACGCUGCUUUAAUUCAACUUUCUGCAGCUCAAAAGUACCUCGUUCGAGAAACAUGGGAGCUUGUGGAACAACGUAGGAGUUAUGUGGGAAAGAAGACGUUUUUAACGUAAGCAUAUACGUUGCUAGAUAACUGGAAUGAGUUAAAGGCCUUCAGUUGUCAAAUUAUAUCGGCACUGAUAUCCAGUUGAUAAGAAGGUAUCUAACUAAAGGACCAUCGCAAAAAGAAUAAACAAAUAUUGAUCGGAAUGUUCCAGAAAAGCUUUUUUAUUCCACAAUAGAUUAGCUUUUACCUUGUAUAAUGCUCUGUUGAAACCAAGCUCCUCCUUCAUCCAUUUAUUACAACGUAACAGGCGGAAGCAAAUUUCGCCACUAAAAGUGUUUGGAAUCUGAAUUGAAACACGAACUUAAUUCAUAUGCAUGCCAAAAAUGGAUUGUCAGGACAUAACAUCUCUGGCGCUUUUCCCCUCUUUUUUGAGACUUUUAAACCAGCAAUUUUUAAGAUUAAAAUCUAAAAUAAUUAUUCAUUUUUUUACGGUACUCUAUUGAAGCAAAUGGCGUGUUUUAAACUGAAAAAAAUAACAAUCUCCAGACAGUCAUUAUAGGCAGUAAACAGCUAACCCAGAUCCAUGCAACAUAGCUUUAUAAUUCGUACGUCUUUGUGUAAACAGAUAUACCAACUACAAAUCAAACAGUGUUCAGGGUUACGUUCACAAGAGAAUUAUCGUCUUUCUUACCCACCUUUUUUCAGUAACGAGAGAAGCUCUUCUAGUUUUGCAGGUGAUAAGAUACUCAAAUGUACCAAAUGGUUUGUUUUUUUAAUGACUGCCUUUUUAUUCAUAGCGCCGGGGGUUAUUGAAAUAGUUUCUUCGCUUCCUUCGCAUUAAUUUGGCAAUUUUAUCUCAUUAUUACUUGACCCACGAAGCCAGAAAUUAAAAUAAACAGUUCGUAUUUGUUGCUUCCACUCCGUUUGCAAUUACAGUAGCUCACAAUGUGUAAUAAUUAACAAUCAUAAACGACACGUAAUGAAUGAACUGGAAAAUACAAGAAUGGCAAAAAUGUCCAGAAAGUUUUUUAAGUAAUGUCAAAUCCGUUGAUUGAAUUGAUAUAGGUUUGUAGAAACUGUCAACUGAGCUCUUGGGCAAGAUGCAUGACUAAAACCAGCUUUAAAAAUAUACAAAUAAUUGUGAGUAAUCUUCUCUUUCUGAGCCGUUCAACUCAAGAAAAAAAUUGUCGAAUUUACACGCUCGCUCGUUCAAUUCUUAGCGAUGAAAUCCUUCGUCCAAAACAUUCGUACAAAUUAUGAAGGAAUAGAAUUGUAUCUGAUUAGAAACUUGUGAUGACACCUAUGAAUAUUCAAGUGAUUAAAAACAAAAGCUAAAAGGAAGAUGCUGCAUGCAUGUCAUUAAAUGACAUUUAUUUCGUUUCACUUGAGCUUAAGUUUUAAACUGGACAGACAAAAUACCCGGUGUGUAGCUACUAAGUACACGCCUAUUGAUGGGAUGAACAUAGCGUAAAAUGAAUUGAAAGCGCACGGGAUGUUAUAUUUUGGUUGUUAAUUUUACUUUUUUUAAGACAGCAAUGAACGUUUAGAAAAGUUAAACCCUCCAACUAAGUAACUACAAGAACCAACAGCUAAAUAGAAUGUCACUGAUGAUAUAUUCUAUCACGAGACAGAAAGAGUGUAAACAUAGGAAGUUUUCGUUUUGGUUUAUAUUUUGCACAUCACAUGAGCAGCUGGUGCAUUGUUCUUCUGACAAAAGCAUUUACGAGAAAAAAAAUUGGCAUUUACAUGCCAAUUUUAUUAUGAUGUUACUCCAUCAAGGCACUGAUUUCAGGCUUAUACUUAUAGUAAACGUUAAUCAAUUUUUAUCCGAUUAUUUUGACGGCUAAACCUCUGUAACUACACUGCCGAUAACAUAAUAACGGGCAAUAGAAAUUUUAAAAUCUAGCUGCCUCAGAUCGUAAAAGCAGCAUUAAAGAGAACAUUUUGCGCUAACGCAAUGUUUCAAUUUUUUAAUUUUUGUCGGCAAGUGGUUAAAGUGGCACUUCACUUUACUUCGAUAAACAAUUAAGCACCAAAUGUUUCCUAUCUAAGGCUGGAGAAAGAGCUUUUUCAUGUUUAUAGUCAUUAUAAAAAACUAGAAAAAUAAACAGGAAAAAUACUAGACUAGACGUGGAUGGAUUGCAAAAAUCUAUAGAGGAAAAUACUUUUAAUUUGCUAAACCUGAAACGUACUUUUGAAAAACAAACUUUAAAAUUAUGAAACAAUUUGUUUAGCCUCCUCUCUCGAUUUCUCUAUAGCAUCUGGUCUUGUAUUUGUUAUCAUUUGGUCACAGUGGCCUGAGAUCAAGUCGAGGUUUCCUCGCUAUGCCUUUUUGCAAAACAAAAAUAUUAAUUAUUAUUCAAAUAUACCAGGUAAUUCUUCAUAACCAACUAGCGUUGACCAAAGUUGGAAGACGUUGGCGAUAUUCAGUAAAAUGAUGUCAAUAGUAUACAACUAUACCCGAGGGGGAGGUGAAUAGAGGUGAUAUACCGAGACGCGAAGCCUCGAGGUAUACACUGCAUAUCUAGUGCUGUUCACCGACCCUGAGGGGGGUAGUUGUUUUAGUAUUUACCAAAUCAGUUGGAUAAAAAUGAAGAGAAUAAUUUGUUGUAAAUUAAAAACGUCUCUUAGAAGGAACUUUGUUUACAAUUUACAGACAUUUCGGGGAUUUUGUCAAGUGCAUUUUUAGGAUUUUGUCGCAAAUUCAGCAUGAAAAUAAUUUUCUACCUACCAGUACACAAUGACAAGCCAAAGUUCGUCACUUUCUUUGUAUUUGUUUGUCGGACUGUUAUCGCACAAAUAUCGUCUUCCGAAAAUGUCUCGAAACGAGACGCCAUCUUGGCUCCGGUCGCAAAACAGUGAAUAGCCAAGGACAUUCCGAGUUAAGGGAGCCAAUCAAUACAAGCGAAAAUUGCUAUUCACAAAUUUGGUAAAUACGAAUAUAGGGUAUCGCCAGAAAAGGGACUUUGUCCGAGAAGCCCUGUUUUGGUGGGAAAAAAGGCGAAAAAUUUUAUACUUUAUGCAGAGAAAGACUGGCUAAACUCAGGGGCGUAGCCAGGAUUUUUCAAAGGGGGGGUCACCAUCCCGGAUCGCCGACUAUAUAUGGUUCAUACCGCUGCUCUCCCCCGUGUAUCAGCGGGCUCAGUCGUAUUAUCGCGGCAUGAAGGCCUAUAUUAACUAAAGACAAGAGCCGUUGACGAAAAUACUUUACAAACCUGGCUUUUACGGCCACGGGGGGUCACAGGCACCCCAGGACCCCCCUAGCUACGCCCCUGAAACUACUGCCUGAACACACAGCGACAACAGCAAAAAUACACCUCGAUGGAUGCGAAUGCUAUUUCAAGAAUAUCUGCUAGACUAACCCUUUAGUCCCGUAUACUGACCAACAUCAAUUUUCUCUUAACAAUAUCCAUGUUACCAAUAGAAAUGGUUAUGAGAGUUAAUAAAAUGAUCACUUAAGGGAAAACGCCUUGAUCUUUUAUCAAAUUCUCUCAACUAAUUCUUUAAAGAAAUGUAUGAAGAUCAGUAUGGAGAAUUUAUAUGUGGAUAUUAGGGCUUAAAGGGCUAAACACCCCAACUCUCUUCUCGGUGUUCUUGUUCAUCUUCUUGAUGAAACACUGCGUCUCAUCCUCGACAUAUUACAUCAGAGAACAAAAGGGACACUAUCCCUCGAUUAGAUAAGGACAUCAGAUACUUUUUUGUUCUUAGAUUCUUUGAAAAAAAUCCUGAAUACCAGCGCCUGUUUCCAGAAUUCAAAGACGUUCCGCCAUCAGAGCUGGAAAAGACGAACGCCCUAUAUGGGCAUGCAAAGCGGGUCAUGAAAGCUGUCGAAAACGCAGUGUCGGCGUUGGACGAUGCCGAGAGUUUUGCCGCGUAUUUGGAUGAACUUGGCAGGAGGCACAAAGCUCGCGCCUUAAAACCAACAUACCUGGAUGUAAGUGGGUCUUAUAAUCUUCUCCAUUUGUUUUUUUGCAAAAUAUCAUUAAUUAUUAUUCAUUCAACAUAUGUCUACUUUUCUGAUGGGCUCAAAUCUUCAGGCUAAUUUCAGUAAAAUGGCGACAAUAAAACAGGAUUUCGCCAUAAAAAGGGACGCCGACCGAGAAAGCAUGUUUUGGUGGGAAAAGGUGAAAAAAUUCACACGUUUUUCAGAGAAAUGGCCAAACCACUGUCUGAGCACAUAGCAAGAACAGCAAAAAUAAAACUCGACGGACACAAACUAAAAAAAUGCUAUUUGAAGAAUACAUGGACGAUACUGAGAGUUUUGCCGCGCAUUUACAUGAACUUGCAGGAGGCACAAAGCUUGACCCUGGAAACCAGCAUACCUGGAUGUAAGUGGGUUUUAUAGAACUUAGCUGGUUCUUUGCACGUAUCAGACGGUUUCAUCCCCAGAAAUGCACGGGGGUACUCAAAGAAGUUUUGUACAGGGAAGUUCCGCCCAGAGGUAUAGCGAUACCCCUUUCGCAUACUUCUACUGAGAAAUGGUACCUCUUUCACAUACCUAGUUAAGAAUCGUAACUUUCUACAUCUGCGUGGCAUAUAGUAAACACCGAAAAUAAAUGAAGUUAUGAAAAGGGUCUGAUUUACAAUUAAAUUUGCAAACGUUUCGGGCUUGACGUUUCAUUAGUAAAAUGGCGAUGGACUUGAUUAUUGGCCUGUUUACUCGGAAAAUGAAGUUAGAUUCGGGCUUAGAUUCCAUAAGGGUUUUAACCAAGCCAAAACUCUUGGGAAGGAGCCCUUCAGUUUCAAUUUUUCCAACAGAUUUUUUUUUGUGAUAUCUAAACAUUGUAUACUUUAAAAUUCAAAAACUUACCCGUGUUUUCGCUUCCAGUCAAUGCAGACCGCUUUGAUGUCCACUCUUCAAGAACUCCUCAAAUCCAGCUGGACCGAGGAAACAGCAGAGGCCUGGAACAAGCUCUUUAUGUUUGUAAAAGAUCAAAUGAUACGUGGCCUGCAGUCAUAG
Messenger RNA from Porites lobata, 7161 nucleotides. The record is from the annotation of a GenBank genome assembly. NCBI's taxonomy places the organism in Eukaryota, Metazoa, Cnidaria, Anthozoa, Scleractinia, Poritidae.